Messenger RNA from Rhincodon typus (whale shark), 1172 nucleotides. RefSeq names its product ankyrin repeat and SAM domain-containing protein 1A-like. The transcript has 4 exons. Bases 107 to 511 code for a protein of 134 amino acids. Gene Ontology annotation, cellular component: cytosol. Gene Ontology annotation, molecular function: protein binding. The record is from RefSeq and is a predicted model, not a curated record. NCBI's taxonomy places the organism in Eukaryota, Metazoa, Chordata, Chondrichthyes, Orectolobiformes, Rhincodontidae.
GGCACUGAGUGCGCUUGCGUUGCAUGCUCGCGGCGGGGAGAGCGGACGGGUUCGGCUCCUUUGGUGAAUCUGAGGCGACUUGGGAAAGGGAGGGUGGCUACUAGCAAUGGGUAAGGAGCAGGAGCUGCUCGAAGCGGCGAGGACCGGCAAUGUAGCCGUGGUGGAGAAGCUGCUAAGCGGUAGGCAUCGGCUGUCGGCAGGCAGCGGUGGAACGGUAUCCCUGCCUCAGCUUUCCAACCUUCUCAGCAUUUGGAGAGGGCCAAAUGUUAACUGUGUUGACACCUCGGGUUACACUCCACUGCACCAUGCUGCUCUUAAUGGACAAAGGGAAGUUGUUGAAAUGCUACUGAAGAAUGAAGCUUCCACUAACAUUGCAGAUAACAAGGGGUGUUAUCCACUUCAUCUUGCUGCUUGGAAAGGAGAUUCACAUAUAGUCAGACUUCUUAUUCAUCAAGGACCAUCCCAUGCAAAAGUCAACGAACAGGAAUUGGAAGAAACACAAGGACCUUGACAACUUCAACUUUUGACAUGAAAUAUUUCCAAGUACGCCCAGUGUCAAGGAAUUUGUGUUUUGAAAUAGCUUUAGACGAAUAUUUUCCUCUGUGCCAGUUUAUCCCCCAUAUUACUUGGUACAUAGCUGAAAACUACCAGUACUGAAUUUUCCCAUAACACAAGUAAAAAAUGCUGUAAAUACUUGGCAGGUCAAGUAGUAUCUGUGGAGAGAGGAACUGACAGCCUGCAGUAUCAUCUGAAAAUAAUUAUAUCUCAAUGUUUGGAUGCCAUGAAUAAUAAUUCCAGAUGUGUUUUCCUUCAAGAUAUUAAACUUUGUGGUGACUCAUGCCACUGCUGUUUUGCUUUAAAUAUUGAAUACACCAAAAUUAUUUUCCUCAAAAUGGCUUGACUGACUUCAUUUUUCUUGUUUGAAAUUCAAGAGCUACAAAUUAGAAAAUAAGUUUAUUUACAUAUUAUGGUAGUGAUCUGUGUGUACUUUCCACUAGGGCAGUGGACUUGAAUUGAAUAUUUGUAGGAUGAAAAUGAUUGUUUCUGUUGUGUUUAAUAUGCCCACGUACUGGUCUUGAAAUUGCAAUAAAAGAACAAAGAACUGCAGAUGUGGAGAUCUUAAACUAAAACAGAAAUUGCUGGAGAAACUCGGUCUGACAGCAUCUGUGGGA